AUGGAGACCAAAACUGCAAAUGCACACAAGAGCAAAGCCUCACUGGGUCCCACCCAAUCGCUGGGCAAACUCGCGGGGGGUGGAAAAAGCCAAAAACGUUGGGCACCUCUUUCGGUGUUGCUGGAGCUCGGAAUCAUAGGCAUCUGCGUAGUCUGCCUUUCCAUCGGCAACACCGGAUAUCUGUCGCUGAGCACGGUGCCGCAGACCAAUGGGCAUUGGACCCUUUGGUCAGAGAGUUCCAUAACCUUUGGAUAUGGAAUAGUGGUGCAGAUAGCCCUUCUCGGUCCUCUUCAACUUGGUCGAAAGAUUUCGCAACACUGGCUAGCUUCGAAAAUUGUCUCGAAGGGCAUAAAGUUUCGUCAGAUGGUUACCGCAUGGUCCGUCAUCUACUGCAACUCCCAUCGUGGCGUGGAGGAUAUUUGGAGAGGAUGGAGCGCCAUUACAUUCUUCAUGCUCGUCGUAUAUGUGGCGGAAGUGAUUGUCAUCGAAUUCCUCAAGGAAAUUUUGGUGUUGGGCUCAUCACAUGUUCCGCUCUGUCAGGUUCCAUCGACGAGUUUGCCGUUGCUUGGGCCUUAUCAAAGUAAUCGGACAACGAUAUCCGCGGCACCUCUCGUCACCCGGAUGGCGCAAAAAACAAUUCUGGGUCUUGGUCAACUUUACGAUCCACUGACGCUUUCCGGGCUCGUCAUCGCAAAUGGGACGGGAUCCGCGUGCGAGAGCACCACUUGCACCGCUGAAUCAUCUGUGAUACUGUCUCCACUCACCGCCCCGACGGCAGCAUCGGAAAGUUUUGGGGACCACCCUUGGCCUGCCCCGUGGGACACUCUAGGCCGAAACGACCGUGUAGUUGGGGAGUUCUCUUCCCUUACUGCUGAUGUCUCAUGCUCGCCGAAAGCUUUCGAAGUCGUUGCAGACCCUCAGAUGUGCAUUGACCGAAGUUGUUACAUAUACUAUACGGUCAAUGCUUCAGGUACCUCAAUGUUCUACAACAUCUACUCCCUCGACACUCAGUUCAAGGUGGGCACGCAAGUCUCCCUGAUAGCAUUGUAUGCGGAGGAGGUCGGCAAGUACGGGCGGAUAGCUACUAUCGACGACAGGCUGUACUUUGGGGUUCUCGUGAACAGUCUGAAUGGGACUGAGUUUGCAAACAUGAACAACGGCUACUCGAGAAUAGCCGAUGCCGAAGCGCAUCCCAACACGACGGUUUUCUUUAGCUUCGCCCUUUGCAGCGCCGGUUUUAAGAUUGGAAGGGAGGUCGCGACCAUGGAGGUUGUAUCCGUGGUCCCCUCGUUGAAAGCUUCGAUUUCCGGCUCACGAAGAUCACGGGAGCCCGAGACAUACAGGAUUUCCGACGACACCGGGGGGUAUGGCCUCGCUCGAUACGUAUAUGAAGUCUUGACGCACAUAACGUGUGACACGCUGCUGUGUUCAAUCUUCGAGAAUGAAGUCCCUUGGUUUGACCCGCUUAUUGGAUUAUUGAAAGUCGACGCGGCAGGCAAGGCUAUUGUCGAUCCGGCGAAUCAGAUGCAGAUGAUUUCAGCAGCCGUCGCACGUCUUCUCGCGCUCUCCGCCGCCUCCUUCACGACAAAUGUGAUAGAUCCCGCAACCACUCUUCCCGCCGUGACAACGUGCGAGGUCUAUUCAGACGAAAUCAGCUACGAUAUCUACAACGCACGUGUCAUGAAUGGUGUGCUCACUGUAGGCCUCACAUGUGCUUGCGUGCUUCUCAUUUGGGACCCGAUAAUGAAAAUCUGGACCAUAUUCGCCAAGGAUGAGACCACGGCGAAGAAGAAAGCGAUAGUAAUUGGCAUGACCGAGAGCAUUUAUGUUUUGCUCAAAGGCCUUGCGCCUAGCAGCACCUUAUACUCGCUGAUGCCCGAAAUGUCCGAAUCAACGCCUGAGGACGCCCGAAAAGCAAUCGGUGGACAUCUGCUCGAGCUGAAAUCAAACAAUGCUGGGCUCACCGCAAGAUUGUUAGAUGAACGUCAGCGCAAUCUGAAAAUGACAAAGGAGUUGAGGGAGGAAGAUGGAGAGAGCGGUGACGCAUAUCAUGCCGAUCGCAGCGCAUAG
Messenger RNA from Fimicolochytrium jonesii, 2070 nucleotides. RefSeq lists its product as uncharacterized. The transcript has 7 exons. Lineage: Eukaryota; Fungi; Chytridiomycota; Chytridiomycetes; Spizellomycetales; Powellomycetaceae. The record is from RefSeq and is a predicted model, not a curated record. The coding region runs from base 1 to 2070 and encodes 689 amino acids.